AAGUUCCUGAUGUAGCGUUAAGAUGAAUCAGGUCCAGGGGGCAGGAACAUGCAGGUGUUGAUCAGGUUUUGUCCAAACAUCUGCAGCAGGAAACAUUAUGACUCAGAAAUGUUUCUUUCUUGAUGUGAUGCAGCAUCAUUGUGUUCCAGCUUCGUGUUGUAUCUUCAGUUCCUUCAGCUCUUUGUUCCACUGAAGCUCAUCAGCUUCCCUGAGGCUUCUUCUUCUCAGGAACAUCUCUGUGGUGCCACCCGUCGUUCUCCUGGUUCCUUCAUGGUGUUGUUGAAGACGUGGAAACAAACAAACCUGUUGCACAAAGAUUCAGAGUGAACGAUGGGAGAGAAGACGCUGCUGCUGCUCCUGCUCGCCGCCAGCGCCGCUCUGGAGAUGAGUGUGAUCGGCAGCCGCCAUCAUGGCCGCCAUCAUGGCGGCUCCAUGCCCGGCUCUCUGUCCAACAUCAGCAGGGACGACCGCAGCCUCCAGCAGGUCGUGCUCGCCGCCGCCUACUCCUUCAACAACCAAUCAAAUGAUGCCUUCCUCUUCAAACCGUCUGCCAUCCACCGAGCGCAGCGACAGAUCGUUAAAGGAAUUCGUUACAUCGUAGAUUUGGACAUUUCCAGAACUGUUUGUCGUAAACGAGACGACAACAACGACUUGUCGCAGUGUCGCUUCCAACCCGAAGGUCGACUGCACCAGGUGUUUCAGUGUCACUCCGUCGUUUGGGUGAUUCCCUGGAGACACGAGACAAACAUUCAGAUUUUCUUCUGUAGAAACGGAAGCUUCAGGAUCCGAUGAACCACGUGGUCACAUGGGCUCACCUGUCCGUCAUCGAGUCACGACUUUUCACCCAAUAAAAGCUGUUUGAUAAUAAUCUGUUUAUUUAAUCUACAUAAGAAUGAUGAUCUCAUUAAGGUGAAAGAUCAUUUAACUUAAUAAUUCACACAUUUAGUUUUCACAUUGUUCAUUCUAAAUCUGAAUUCAUCACUUUCAUGAUUUUAGUCAAUUUUAAGAAAAUUUUUGGACGUAACUUUUGAUUAACCUGUAAUUUUAUAAAUCACUAUAUACAUAAAAAACCCUGAUUAUUGAAUUUGUUAGUUUGUCCAUUUAAAUGAUUUCAAAUGAAAUUAUAAAUAUUCUACAAUUUGAUUGUAAAAACAUAAAAAUGUGAAGAUUUGAUCCUUUUUACAUAAAGAUGAAACUUUCAAAUAAAACAUCCUCAAGGUUUGGAGGUAAAAAAACAACAACAAAUAAACGACUCAAUGUCAACAUGUAGCUGAUGUUAGCAUGUGGUUGAUGUUAGCAUGUAGCUGAUGUUAGCAUGUAGCUGAUGUUAGCAUGUGGUUGAUGUUAGCAUGUAGCUGAUGUUAGCAUGUGAUUGAUGUUAGCAUGUAGCUGAUGUUAGCAUGUGGUUGAUGUUAGCAUGUGGUUGAUGUUAGCAUGUGGUUGAUGUUAGCAUGUAGCUGAUGUUAGCAUGUAGCUGAUGUUAGCAUGUUACCAAAAUUCAUUUGAGACAAACUGAACAAAAGAAAAAUCUGAAAAAGUCUGAAGGUGAAGAAAGUUUAAGAAUGAUCAGAUUAUCGAUUAAUAAGCGAACAGUAGUGAUUUAAUUAUCCGUUUAAUCUAAACUGAAUAAAUAACCAGGAUUAUUCUGUUUUUAUAGAAACACAUUUAUUGAUGACAGCUCUGAUCGAUCAGAUCUGAUGUCAAAACUAAAAUAAACACAAAUGUUGAGUCUGA
Hippoglossus stenolepis (Pacific halibut) is the source of this 1734-nucleotide messenger RNA. Its product is annotated as cystatin-F. The record is from RefSeq and is a predicted model, not a curated record. Gene Ontology annotation, cellular component: lysosome; Golgi apparatus; endoplasmic reticulum. The coding region runs from base 331 to 792 and encodes 153 amino acids. The transcript has 5 exons. Lineage: Eukaryota; Metazoa; Chordata; Actinopteri; Pleuronectiformes; Pleuronectidae. Gene Ontology annotation, molecular function: cysteine-type endopeptidase inhibitor activity. Gene Ontology annotation, biological process: negative regulation of microglial cell activation; immune response; positive regulation of myelination.